AUGCCUUCAUAUACUGUGUACAAGGGCACUAAAGACGGCAAGAUCGUUCAGUCUACGACUGAGCGGCCUGGUCUCAAAGAUGGCGAGGUACUUGUCCGCAUCACUGCUUCCGGCGUUUGUGGAACGGACGAGCACUAUCGUACCGUAGACAUGGUGCUCGGUCACGAAGGUGCUGGUGUAGUCGAAGAGGUUGGACCCAACGUUCACCGCCUGAAAAAGAAUGACCGCGUCGGAUGGGGUUAUCAACACAAUUCCUGCGAAAGCUGCGAGUGGUGUCUCACGGGAAGGGAAACAUACUGCCCCGAGAGAGCCAUGUACGGAUUCGCCGAUCUUGACCAGGGAAGCUUUGCGGAGCGCGCUAUCUGGAGGGAGGCCUUCCUGUUCAAGCUUCCUGACGCCUUGGGUGACAAGGAGGCUGCUCCUCUCAUGUGCGGUGGCGCAACAGUCUGGAACGCUCUUCGUAUGUACAACAUCCAGCCCACGGAUCGUGUUGGUGUCAUGGGUGUCGGUGGUCUAGGUCACUUGGCUAUCCAGUUCGCCAGCAAGAUGGGAUGCGACGUCGUUGUCUUCUCUGGAACCGAGAGCAAGAAAGAAGAGGCUACCAAGUUGGGCGCAAACGAGUUUAUUGCCAUGAAGGGCAAGACCGAGUUGGAUAUAAGCCGCAAAGUCGACUGCCUGCUUGUUACCACUAGUGCUCAGCCAGACUGGGAGUUGAUUUUGCCCGUAAUGGCGCCUGACAGCAAGAUUUUCCCUCUCUCUGUCGCCGAAGGCAACUUCUCCAUUCCCUACAUGCCUCUCCUUCUCAAUGGCAUCCGAGUCCAGGGUUCCGUUGUUGCCCCUCGCGCACAGCACAGAAAGAUGCUUGAGUUUGCCGCCCAGCAUAACAUCAAGCCCAUCAUCAACGAGUUCCCCUUGACUGCAGAUGGUAUUACAGAGGCAAUGCAGACUUUGAAGGAUGGCAAGAUGAGAUACCGAGGUGUUCUUUUGCCCCAGAACUAG
This is a messenger RNA of Aaosphaeria arxii CBS 175.79, 999 nucleotides long. Its product is annotated as GroES-like protein. Lineage: Eukaryota; Fungi; Ascomycota; Dothideomycetes; Pleosporales. The coding region runs from base 1 to 999 and encodes 332 amino acids. Gene Ontology annotation, biological process: alcohol metabolic process. The record is from RefSeq and is a predicted model, not a curated record. Gene Ontology annotation, molecular function: zinc ion binding; alcohol dehydrogenase (NADP+) activity. The transcript has 3 exons.